Temnothorax curvispinosus is the source of this 464-nucleotide messenger RNA. Its product is annotated as probable cytochrome P450 6a13. Lineage: Eukaryota; Metazoa; Arthropoda; Insecta; Hymenoptera; Formicidae. Gene Ontology annotation, molecular function: heme binding; iron ion binding; monooxygenase activity. The transcript is spliced from 2 exons. The record is from RefSeq and is a predicted model, not a curated record. Bases 16 to 453 code for a protein of 145 amino acids.
UUAACACUAUUCUUAAUGCAUGUAGAAACCUUACGAAAAUAUCCACCAGCGCCGUUUCUUCUGAGACAAUCGACGUCAAGUUAUACUUUCGACGGUGUGAACGUUAGUAUACCGGAGGACCAAAAGGUAUGGAUUCCUACAUACGCGAUUCAGCGAGAUCCGAGUAUUUAUCCGAAACCAGAUGUCUUCGAUCCAGAAAGAUUUAAUGAGGAAGCUGUACAGAGCAGGCACCCGAUGGCUUAUAUACCUUUCGGCGACGGACCAAGGAAUUGCAUCGGUUCUCGUUUCGCUAUUUAUCAGAUUAAAAUUGGGCUUAUAAAAAUCCUACGAAACUACAAAGUCGAGACCUGCGAGAAAACUCCAAUACCCUACAUAAGCGAACCUAAAGCUUUUUUUGUAUUAACUCCAAAAAACGGAAUACAUUUGAAAAUAAUCAAAAUUAAUAGAAAUUAAUUUAAACUUUU